AUGGCGGGCUCCUCCUCCGCCAUCACGCUGGUGCCGGCCUCGCAGCAGACGCCAGAGUCCCUCGACAGCGAGAUGGCCGCCUUCCUCACCGAGGUGAAGACGAUAUUCGACGCCGAGAAGCUCUCGAGCUCGGACCAAAUCGCGCGGCUCUUCCGGCCAGGCGCAAAGUACUUCAACAUGAACCCGUUCGAGGUGCUGGGGCUGUCGCACACCGCGAGCGUCGACGACGUGCGGCGCGCGUACCGCCGCAUGUCGGUGCAGGUCCACCCGGAUAAGAACCCGGGCAACGACCUCGCGGCGCCCGCGUUCGAGAUCAUCAAGGAGGCGCACGACCGGCUGGACGACCCGGAGCGGUUCGCCUUCUGCGCGCGGAUCUGCGCGGCGGCGCAGGACGCGGUGGAGCGCAAGGUCGCCAAGGAGAAGAAGCGGCUGCGCAAGGAAGGCGCCAGCGAGGUUGUGCCCGAGGAUGACCCGGCGACGAUGGAGCUGCAGAUCAAGGUGAUGAUCUCACGCAUGUUUGCAGAGUUCGAGCAGCGCAAGGCGCAGCUGGCGGAGCGCGAUAAAGAGAUGCAGAAGCGGGCCAAGCAGGAGCAGGCCGAGAAGGAGUUCAUGGAGGCGCUGCAGAAGAAGGAGCAAAAGAUGUGGGAAAAGUCGCGCCAGAAGCGCGUCAACGGCUGGCGCGCGUGGGCGGGCGGCAGCUCGAGCAAGACGAUCUCCAAGAUCCCGAACAAGGUCAAGGAGGAGCGGCGCAAGGACGGCACGUCCGGCUACAACGAGGCCCAGGACGAGCGCGGCGAGUCGUACAAAGAGGAUUGGCCAUGA
This is a messenger RNA of Emiliania huxleyi CCMP1516, 822 nucleotides long. RefSeq lists its product as hypothetical. The record is from RefSeq and is a predicted model, not a curated record. Lineage: Eukaryota; Haptophyta; Isochrysidales; Noelaerhabdaceae. The transcript has a single exon. Gene Ontology annotation, cellular component: nucleus. The coding region runs from base 1 to 822 and encodes 273 amino acids.